UGCGAUGGGAGAGGAGCGCCGGAUUUGGUGUCUAUCCCCCAUUUCCAAUUAUAGAUGGAUCAUUUCAGACAGAGAAGUACUGAGAAUCCAGACAUCUGCUCUUCACAUGAAUGCACUCACCUCCUAGAGAACAGGCUGCCAUCAUGCUCUGGAAACUGGUUGAAAAUGUCAAGUACGAAGAUAUCUAUGAGAUGUUAGUCCACACCUAUUCAGCCAUGGACCGGCAUGAUGGAGUCCCCAGCCACAGUUCUAGGCUGUCCCAGCUGGGUUCAGUGUCCCAGGGACCCUAUUCAAGCGCCCCUCCGUUGUCUCACACUCCGUCCUCGGAUUUCCAGCCGCCCUAUUUCCCACCCCCCUACCAGCCGCUUCCCUAUCAUCAGAGCCAGGACCCUUAUUCCCACGUUAAUGACCCCUACUCCUUGAAUCCCUUGCACCAACCCCAGCAACAUCCUUGGGGGCAGAGGCAGAGGCAAGAAGUGGGGUCAGAAGCCGGCUCUCUCCUGCCACAGCCUCGGGCCGCCUUGCCACAGCUCUCGGGACUGGACCCUAGGAGGGACUACCAUUCAGUCAGGCGGCCUGAUGUGCUGUUACACUCGGCCCACCACGGACUGGACUCCGGCAUGGGGGAUAGUCUCUCCUUGCAUGGCAUCGGACACCCAGGAAUGGAAGACGUUCAGUCAGUUGAAGAUGCCAAUAACAGCGGCAUGAAUCUAUUGGACCAGUCUGUCAUUAAAAAAGUUCCAGUUCCUCCCAAAUCUGUGACUUCGCUAAUGAUGAAUAAAGAUGGUUUCCUGGGAGGGAUGUCGGUUAAUACAGGAGAGGUGUUUUGUUCUGUUCCUGGUCGUUUGUCUCUGCUCAGUUCAACCUCAAAGUAUAAAGUGACGGUGGGAGAAGUUCAAAGACGACUCUCCCCUCCAGAAUGCUUAAACGCUUCUCUUCUCGGCGGAGUCCUGCGAAGAGCCAAAUCGAAAAAUGGGGGGAGAUCUUUGCGAGAAAGGCUAGAAAAAAUCGGUUUGAAUUUACCCGCGGGCAGGCGCAAAGCCGCAAAUGUCACUUUACUCACCUCCCUGGUGGAAGGAGAAGCUGUUCAUUUAGCUCGGGAUUUUGGGUACAUUUGCGAAACUGAAUUUCCCGCCAAAGCUGUUUCGGAAUAUCUAAACCGGCAGCACACCGAUCCAAGUGAUCUGCACUCCCGAAAGAAUAUGCUCCUGGCUACAAAGCAACUGUGUAAAGAAUUUACAGACCUGCUCGCCCAGGAUAGGACACCUAUUGGAAACAGUAGGCCCAGCCCCAUUUUGGAACCCGGGAUUCAGAGCUGCUUGACCCAUUUCAGCCUCAUCACCCAUGGUUUUGGGGCUCCAGCUAUCUGCGCUGCCCUCACAGCACUGCAGAACUACCUGACAGAGGCUCUCAAAGGCAUGGACAAGAUGUUUUUGAACAACAGCACCACUAACAGGCACACAUCUGGGGAAGGACCAGGUAGUAAAACUGGAGACAAGGAGGAAAAACACAGAAAAUGAAUUUUUUUUAAAGAAAAGGGAAAAUCUUUUAAAUAAAAAAAGAAAAAAAAAGAAACAUUUUAAUUUUAGCUUUAAAAUAUUGGAUUGGCUUUGGAAGAAUUAUAUUAGGUAGAGCACACACACAAACAAAAGUUAACAAAAAAGAAAAAGAAAGAAAAAUAACUUUAAAUAUCAGAGGCGCACAACGGAGCAACAAUACUGGUUCUUGGUGUCUAUUCAAGAUACACUUGAAGACAACCUCUCGGAUUUUCCACAUCGGUUCUUUCGAUCUUAGUAAUGCUGAUAAUAAUAAUAAUAAAAAAAAAUCCUGAUUUUUUUUUCUUUGGAAAAAUAAACGUAAGACAAAAUAUGAGAAAACAGUAACUUAUUGGAAGAAAAUUCGGAUAAACAUUGGUGGUGUCAGUGCUUUGAAGUCUGGUUGACUGAGAGGCACGAACUGUUUUUAGACCAUUCUUUCCCUUUGUCCUCCCUUCGAACUUCCCCCCUCUCUCAUUCCCAAUGCAUUCGCUUUUCUUCUCCCUCAUUUCUUCCUUAUCUCUAUUCCGAAAAUCUUCUGGGAUGAAAUGCUUGUAUCUGGGUCUUAGAAAUUGUGUUUAAAACCUUUCAUUUUCACUUGAAGCUUCGUUUUUAAGUUAUUGAUACAACUUCCCCUCCCAUAACUUUGAUGGUUAAGAUUAGCAAAAAUUGGGUGAGGAGGAGGAGGUUGAUGGGGCAGGGAAGGGGAGGGCCACCAGUGCUAGAGAAGGUCUCUGUGAUCUUUGGCUGGAAGUAGGGAAAGAGCCUGGGAAUCUGGAAAAUAUGGACGAAUAAGGUGUAUUAGUCGUCUGCUUCAGCUUCCUCAUUUCCUUAAAGAAGUGUUUCUAUUUCCCAGCAAUGCCAGCGUCUACACAGGAACCUCUCAUUGGUUCUAAUAUUUGUGUGAGGUACCGGUUUUCAGAACUGUAGUAAAAGAAAACAAAACAAAAAAACGAAUAAGUUAAUUAGUAUGUAUUCCUUCGGAGGGGUAUGUACCAUUUCAUUCUCUUCUGUUUUCCAAAGCUGUGCCCGCAUGGUUUAUGAGCUUCUUCAAAGAGGACUUGGGCUUUCUACACAAUCUAUAAGGUACAGAGACAAGCAAAGUUCUGAUACUUUUUUAAUCAAAGCCGGUGUUUCAGGAUUCUGCAGGUGCACUUCUUUAAAGAAGCUCAAAGGGAAUAAUUUAGGAAGCACCCGAUAUAUCGAGGUAGAAACGGCUGUCAAAAUGGUUGUUGCUAACAGUGACCUGAGCCCUGGGAUUCUAUGCAGAGAGACCAAAUUACAGGGGGGAAAGGGGAGGUUCUACAGGAAAUUGGGGGAAGUUGAGAAAGGGAAAGGAUCCCGUUAUUCUUCGGUAUUCUUCCUUCUAGUAGAUUCCACCUCUCUAGAGGAAAUUAUUGAGAUGGUCUGUAAUUCUUUUUCUCUCCCCACGAAAAGCAGCGGGGGGAGGGGGAGAAGCAGGCACUUGUUUCUCUGCAUUACUUGCUUUAUGAAUGAGGGUCUUUUUUUUUUUUUCCCAGGCUUGCACUGGUUUUGGCAUAUAGAUGGUAAAAUAAUGCAAAGUGAAAGGAGAUGUGUUUCAGCUUUGAUUUUUGCCGUCUGGAUACAUUUUGACUAUUCCCAGUGGGUAGAAUUUUACGCAUUUAAGAUCUCAUACUUAUGGCAGAACAGCUACUUUCUCUGUCUUAUUUCAAGCAUUAUCUUGAAAUAAGAUAUAGAAUCCAGGCACACCCAAAAAGCAGAGUGAAGAAAAUGCCCGUGGGGGGUAUGUCUCAGAAUUCAGGGUAAACACACAUGCAUGCACUUUCCUAAGCAAGGCCAAGGAGAACAUACUCGUGCAAUUUUAUUAUUCUAUUAUGCACUUCCCCUCAUUUUCCUCUCCACCUUACAGUACUUCUCUAAGAUAAAAAUCCAAAUGCUAUUGGCCUUGAGUUUUGACUUCUGAAUAUUUACAGUAGGCUGCAUACACAUUAAUGCUGAGUUAUUUGCUCAUACACCCCUCCCCCACAUACACACACCUUCUAAUGCUCUCCCUCACCUCCUAUGCAGCAUCCCUUAGCUAGGUGCCUCUCAAACAGUCAAAGCGGCAUCUCCUUAGGAUACAAAAUGAUUGGCAUUUUCAUUUCACGAGGGCGCAUGGCUUCAAGGACAUUUCUUCCUGGUUUUCCUCUUAGCCUUUCAGAAGCAAACUUAAU
Molecule: messenger RNA, 3730 nt
Organism: Antechinus flavipes (yellow-footed antechinus)
Lineage: Eukaryota; Metazoa; Chordata; Mammalia; Dasyuromorphia; Dasyuridae
Gene: TFAP2B
Product: transcription factor AP-2 beta
Exons: 8
Coding region: 111-1520 (469 amino acids)
Biological process (GO): regulation of cell population proliferation; anatomical structure development; regulation of transcription by RNA polymerase II
Cellular component (GO): nucleus
Molecular function (GO): RNA polymerase II transcription regulatory region sequence-specific DNA binding; DNA-binding transcription factor activity, RNA polymerase II-specific
Source: RefSeq, a predicted model, not a curated record